Wyeomyia smithii (pitcher-plant mosquito) is the source of this 4251-nucleotide messenger RNA. RefSeq lists its product as uncharacterized. Lineage: Eukaryota; Metazoa; Arthropoda; Insecta; Diptera; Culicidae. The coding region runs from base 1 to 4251 and encodes 1416 amino acids. Gene Ontology annotation, biological process: proteolysis. The record is from RefSeq and is a predicted model, not a curated record. Gene Ontology annotation, molecular function: zinc ion binding; aspartic-type endopeptidase activity; nucleic acid binding. The transcript has a single exon.
AUGCCGCUAGAACAUUCACCAGUAAGAAAUAUGCUAGAAAAUCAAAACCAAGUGGACCAACUGCAAGAAGGUCAGAAUGUUCCACUUCUGAGUCGAAGCCGAAACAGUAAUACUCCAACCGGACAACAUUCAAGGUCCAAUUCGUCCGCUUCAUUUCACGGAUUCAAUUGGGAGGAGGGAAUGGAGCUGGAGUCGAUGCGAAAAUUGAAGGGCUUGUUCCGGCAGAGAGGACAGAUCGAACAGAAGCUAGUGAGGAUUCAGUUGACUUUGCAGACGCAGAGUAGUAUGACGUUAGCCCAGUUGCAGUGCGCGGAGAAGAAACUAGUUGUAAUCUACAGCGAGUUUAGCCACUUCCAUAGUGAAAUCAUGGCCUUGAUUCCUGAUGAAGCAUCGGAUGAGCAAGAUGAAAUUUACUGCACUUUUGAGGAUCGUCAUACCGAGUUGUCGAAUCACAUCCAGGAAAGAAUCAAUGCUGCUACUCAAAUGCAAACCGUGAGGUCAUCUGUUUCCCCACAGGUUAUUAUUCAGCAGCAGCCGUUGAAAGCACCUAUUCCUACAUUUGACGGUAAUUAUGCUAAUUGGCCAAAAUUCAAGGCGAUUUUCCAAGACCUGAUGGCACAGUCCAGGGACUCAGAGUCAUUAAAACUGUACCACCUAGACAAAGCAUUGAUUGGAUCCGCAGCAGGUAUAUUAGAUGCAAAAAUAAUCAACGAGGGUAAUUAUAAGCAAGCGUGGAAGGUGCUAACAGACCGUUACGAAAACACACGUGUAAUCGUUGAGUCACACAUUCAAGGAUUGCUUACCCUAAGAAAAAUGUCUCAAGCAACAUUCAAAGAAUUGGAUGGCUUGCUAACUGAAGCAACCGGUCAUGUUGAAGGCCUACGGUACCAAAAACAACAGUUAACGGGUAUCUCCGAGCACAUCGUGGUGCAUCUUAUCGUCAGUGCCUUGGAUAAUUCGACCCGCAUGGCUUGGGAACGUAUCCAGCAAAGAGGUGUGCUCCCGAAAUACGAACAAACAAUCUCCUUUCUCAAAACCAGUUGUCAAGUGCUGGAGCAGUGUGAAUCGUCGCAAGCUUUCUCCCAACGAACCGCCGUAAAAUCAAAGUUUUCACCAGUCAACAACAAAAUGCCAUCGCUCAAGACUAACGCAGUUACUUCAAGUUCCAGCAAGUCUUCAGGUUCCUGCCACUUUUGUGGAGGUUCACAUCUUAACUUCCAAUGUGAGGAAUUCAAGCAGCUGACAGCAACUCAAAGGGCAGAAAAGGUUCGAGCAAAAGGUUUGUGCUUUAACUGCCUCCGGAAGGGACAUCAGUCCAAACAGUGCACGUCUAACAACACGUGUCGAAAAUGCAGCCGCAAACAUCACACCAUUCUCCACGAUGAUGCUGAAAGGAACAGCAGUCAGGAUUCAAAGGCCGACAUUGCCGCGCCAAAGCAACCUGUCGCGAAUAAUCAACCAACUGUUGUUCAACCUUCUGUUUCGGUGGUGGAUAAACCAGUAUCCACUACAUGCUCAAGCAAUCACGUUUCAACAUCAAAGACCGUCUUGCUGUUGACUGCUGUCGUUCAAGCCAUUGAUGAACAUAACCAGUCCCACCCUUGUCGAGUCCUACUUGACAGUGGGUCUCAAGUUAACUUUGUCACCGAGAAAAUGGCAACCCGCCUCGGUUGUUCUAGAAUGCCAGCAAAUGUAUCAAUCACUGGAAUCAAUGCCCUGAGAAGUCUAGCUCGUGAUAAGGUGUUCGUUAAAUUCCAAUCGAGCUACGGAGACUUUCAAGCCAACAUCGAGUGUCUGGUUACAACCAAGGUAACUGGAACUAUUCCUAACCGAACGAUUGAUUUCAGCUCCUGGGAACUUCCUGAAGGCAUUCAACUCGCCGAUCCACAUUUCUUCCAGCCAUCCGAAAAGGUUGACAUGUUAAUCGGGGGAGAAUUGUUCUUUGAUCUUCUUAAGCCCGAUCAAAUAAGUCUUGGUGACAAUUUACCACAACUUCGAGAAACUCAUCUUGGAUGGGUGGUAGCUGGAGUAAUAAACGAGCCGUACAUUUCGAAUGCGGCUAUUCAACACGUCAACCAUGCUUCGAUCGAUUCCAUCGAGGAAAUGAUGCAUCAAUUUUGGAAGGUGGAGGAAGUACCAAACGCAUCUCCAUUUUCAUCCGAACAGCUGUCCUGUGAAGCCCAUUUCCUGUCGACGUACAAGCGCGAUGCAACGGGUAGGUUUGUUGUAAAACUACCGUUUAAAGAAAACCUCAACCGGUUGGAUAAUUGCCGUUCUUUGGCACUCAAGCGAUUCCUUAUGUUAGAAAAACGAUUGGAGCGUAAUCCCGAGCUGAGGCAGCAAUACAACGAUUUCAUAAGGGAGUAUGAAGACCUCGGCCAUUGCAGAGAAGUUAAGGAAGCUGAGGAUCCAGGUAAUAUGGAUACGUACUAUCUGCCGCAUCAUGCAGUAUUACGACCGUCAAGCUCAACCACGAAGUGCCGCGUCGUAUUCGAUGCUAGUGCCAAAAUGGACCCAUCAAAACUAUCGCUCAAUGAGGUUCUUCAAGUAGGACCAGUUGUACAGAAUGGCAUAUUCUCUAUUACGCUGCGAUUCCGUAAGUACGCUUAUGCAUUUUCAAGCGAUAUAGAAAAAAUGUACCGGCAAGUGUUCGUUGCGCCGGAAGAACGCCGAUUCCUCCGAUGCUUUUGGAGGUCCGACCCGUCACAUCCAUUAAGGGUUCUCGAGCUUAAUACCGUUACUUACGGAACAGCUUGUGCGCCAUACCAAGCAACAAGGUGUUUGGUACAACUUGCCAAGGAAGAAGGUUCCGAGUUUCCCAUCGGCUCUCGAAUCUUGACUGAGGACUUUUACGUUGACGAUGCGCUUUCUGGCGCUAACACGUUGGAAGAAGCUCUCGAAAGCCAACGUCAAUUAAAAGAACUGCUAACCAGAGGUGGUUUCCAUAUUCACAAAUGGUGCUCCAAUUCGGCAGAGUUUCUAGAGCACAUUCCACCAGCCGACCGAGAAAGGAAGGUUCCUUUUCAUGAGUACGGAGCAAAUGAAGUAAUAAAGGUGCUUGGAUUGUUGUGGGAUCCUGACGGCGACGUCCUCAUGAUAGCCAAUCCGCCGAAAUGUUCUUUUCCGGAUGAUGAGCUAGCCACGAAACGAAUGAUUUAUUCCGAGGUGGCAAAAUUGUUCGAUCCACUCGGACUGUUUGCACCAGUAAUUGUCAUGGCCAAACUCUUGGUACAGCAGCUUUGGAAAAUAUCAGCUGGAUGGGACGAUCCCAUCGACGAAACCAUCCGCGAAAAUUGGGCUACUCUGCGCGCAUCCCUUCCAGACCUUGGACGCAUUCACGUUCCAAGGUGUGUUAUGUUCCCGAAUGCGAUUGCAUAUGAGUUGCAUGGUUUUUCCGAUGCAUCGAACGUGGCGUACGGUGCAUGCGUCUACUUGAGAAGUAUUUUCACCAAUGGAUCCGCCAACCUACGUCUUCUAUGCAGCAAGUCAAAGGUUGCCCCAUUAGACGAUGUCUCCAUUCCUCGUAAAGAGCUCUGUGCCGCUCAGCUGCUUUCGAAAUUGAUCAGCCAGGUCGUUCCCGCGCUUCGAAUGAACUUUCGAGAAGUUGUUCUCUGGUCGGACAGCACCAUUGUUCUGGCAUGGCUGAAGAAACCGUUAGAUCAACUUCAGACGUUCGUAAGGAAUCGGAUUGCUUUGAUACGAAAGGAUACUAAUGAGUAUCGAUGGAGUUAUGUUUGCUCGGCCAAUAAUCCCGCCGAUAUCGUUUCUCGAGGAAAGCUGCCAGAAGAUUUAAAACAAAAUAUUCUCUGGUGGAGCGGUCCAAGGUUCCUGUGUGAAGUAGAAUAUGACGUUGAAGACACCGAAGAGAUUUUGGAGAAUCUUCCCGAACUAAAAGUCCACGUCAUAACCAUGUCAGCUCACGAUUCGUUUCCAUUCUUCGGAAAAUUCAGUUCUUUUCGGAAAAUCCAGCGCACCAUGUGCUACGUUCUACGGUUUAUUCGAAAUUGCAAACGGCCAAAGUCUAAUCGUGUGAAGCAAGUACAUCUUUCCAUCGAAGAACUACGUCAAGCAUCCGAAGCAAUCGUCAAGGCGAUUCAACAAGCACAUCUUGGGGAGGAAAUUAAGCGAGUGAUUUCCAACCAAACAUGCAAGCGUCUUGGUAACCUGCGUCCAGUGUAUGAAAACGGUUUACUACGAGUUGGAGGGCGAUUAGAUCGCUCAGUACUGCCGUUUGCUGCAAACAUCAGUUAA